Messenger RNA from Anguilla rostrata (American eel), 2817 nucleotides. RefSeq names its product carbonic anhydrase 7-like. The record is from RefSeq and is a predicted model, not a curated record. Gene Ontology annotation, biological process: regulation of intracellular pH. The coding region runs from base 212 to 1000 and encodes 262 amino acids. The transcript is spliced from 7 exons. Gene Ontology annotation, molecular function: zinc ion binding; carbonate dehydratase activity. NCBI's taxonomy places the organism in Eukaryota, Metazoa, Chordata, Actinopteri, Anguilliformes, Anguillidae.
CAACUCCUUAUUCGCUGCUGCACUGACAGUCUUCCCUCAUCGCUUUCAAACUUCACCAGCACGGUGCUUUCCCACACGGCGCUUACGACACACGGCAGUUUUUUUUAUUUAUCACUUCUUCAUUCCGGACUGCAGGUCGUAGGCUAUUCAUAAUUCCACCAGUCUCACAGUUAAACCCUUGUGCUGUUGGAAACGUACGACAGUCCUCGCAAUGACAUGUCAUCAGUGGGGAUACGGAAAAGAGAACGGCCCCUCCGCGUGGCAAAAUGCUUACCCCAUCGCCGUAGGCAACCGGCAGUCGCCCAUCAACAUCGUGCCCAGGGAGACGGUCUACGACCCCACCCUUCCCCCCCUUGCGCUCUCGUACGACCUUUGCUCCUCCAUCAGCAUCUGCAACAGCGGCCAUUCUGUGGUGGUGGAGUUCGAUGAUGCGGACGACAAAGCAGUGAUCAAAGGAGGCCCCUUGCAGAACCCCUACCGGCUGAAGCAGUUCCAUUUCCACUGGGGAGGGAAGGGCUGCCAGGGGUCGGAGCACACGGUGGACGGGAAGACCUACGCGUCCGAGCUUCACCUGGUCCACUGGAACGCCGCCAAGUACAAGUCCUUCGGCGAGGCAGCCGCCGCCCCCGACGGCCUCGCUGUCCUUGGUGUCUUUUUAGAGACAGGGAAUGAGCACAGAGGUUUAAGCGUGAUAACUGACGCGUUGUACAUGGUCAAGUUCAAGGGAAGCAAGGCGGACUUCCGGGACUUCAACCCCACGUGCCUCCUGCCCAGCAGCCUCAGCUACUGGACGUACCCGGGCUCGCUGACCACGCCCCCCCUGCUGGAGAGCGUCACCUGGAUCGUCUUGAAGGAGCCCAUCAGGGUGUCGGAAAAACAGAUGGCAAAGUUCCGAAUGCUGUUGUUCACUGAAGAGGAGGAAAACAAGAAACGAAUGGAGAACAACUUCCGCCCCCCUCAGCCCCUGAAGGGCAGGAAAGUGCGCGCCUCCUUCAACUGACACUCCAAAUGACCACAGGGACCUUCACGACCCUUCCCAGUCGUCUAUUUCGCGCCAGAGAGAAAUCACAAUUCAACCUCGAAACAACCUCGAAGCACAAUUCAACCUCGAUUCAACCCCCCCCCAACUUCACUUUUGGAUUGGCUGCACCCUCUGUCUGACUUUACCCGGUGUGAGUGAGUGGGAAAACUGGCUUCAGUACUAACAUUCCAUUGCCACCUAGGGUGCCUACUCUUAAUGGAAUACCGCCCUCUGCUGGUCACACAAUGCCCUUGUCAGCUUUAACCUCUCCUAAAUACUCUCCCUCAAGGUUAAAUUCAGUAAUAGCUGUCACAUAGGACACAGCUUCAAGGGCAGUGUAGAGUAGCUAUUGGGACAAAGCAACAUGACUAAUGCAUCCUAUCUAGAGAACAAUCUAAAUGAACAAUUUUCAUUCUUCCUGUGAAAUGAAGAGAACAUUCUAUUCCAUAAUUACGCCACAAUCAAUGUGGAGACAUUCAAGGUCAGCAACGCAGAAAAUUUAUUGCAGUACGUGAGUACACAGAGUAACUGCCAGGUGCCCAAGGUGGAACAAGCACAGUGUGAAGGUCAUUUUUAAACAGCAGUCCAGACUUGCUGCUGCUGCUGACCAGAAUCGACCCGGUGUGAUUGGAUUACAGGUGUGUACUUCAGGGGAUUGGGUUAUUUCAAAUAACGUUUGUCUGAAAAGCGGAAGGCUAGCUUUAUUUCCGUAACCGCUCAGCUAAUUCAACCCCCAAGCUCUUGUGUUGUAGAAGAUGGCACCGUUUUCUCCCUGCGUGGUAAAGUGUCACUGUGAACUCACAGUCCUAUUCAAAAUCCUGUCUACAAGUAACAUUGCUAAGGAGAGUUUUUUUCAACGUACUGUCAUCUGCUGUACAACCUGUUUUUUUAGUUGUUUAAAACUAUUUCUUAUUCUUCUUCUUCUUCUGACUCACACUUAAAUCUGCAGAGCUGGAUAAAUCUCAGGCCCAUUUGACUCAAACUAGGUACCUGGGCUUUGUACCAACAACAUGAGAAAAGAACAGGCAUCCUAUUGGCUGACACACUGACCAGCAGAGCUCAAGCCUCAAACACACUGCGGUCUCAAAAGGACCAGACAUUUAUCACAUGAGGGGUUCACACACACUAAAAAAUGGACAAAAAAAUGUAACCCGCUCUUCAUAUCGGCAUUACUCUCAGAGGCCUUCAAGCUAACGCAACUUAUUUCCUGUCAUUCAGCUGACCAGAAUAUCAUGGGAUGUAUUAUUAUUUUUAUUUUUAUUUUUUUCACUUUUAGAGCAAAGGAUUUUGAGUAAGAAAGGCUUAAGCCAGGAGACCCUUUUUUGAUCAUAGGGAAAUUUAUGGUGGAAAUGCUCCCAUUUUAAACUGUUCUUAAAGAAUAACAACAUUAUUUUUUAACAAUGGCAUUGAAGAACGUGAUAUUUUCACACACGUGCGCACACACAAAUACACACGCACACACACCAAGCUGGUUUGGAAUGGUUAAUGACUAGCUCACAGACUAGCUGUAGCUUCCUAGAAUUAUGAAUUCCUUCACCUUGCUGAAAUUCCUAAUGGGGUUAUUGGCAUCUCUGCGUGAGUUAUUUUAGCUCUGCUACUUCCUGUUCCAUAUUAAAAGAGACUUGGUCUUUAAAAAGAAAUGGGGGGAUGGCGGUGAAAAACUCGUUUCAUUUUCUUACGUGGGCAUUGGGCUUAGAAUUCAUUCUGUGCUUGAGACAUGAUUGGUUUUAUUAUUUUAGAUGAAAAUUGUUGUAUAAAAUGUGUGAAUCUAUUUAUAAAAUGUUUUAUUAAAUUGC